Frankliniella occidentalis (western flower thrips) is the source of this 4379-nucleotide messenger RNA. RefSeq lists its product as uncharacterized. NCBI's taxonomy places the organism in Eukaryota, Metazoa, Arthropoda, Insecta, Thysanoptera, Thripidae. Gene Ontology annotation, biological process: regulation of DNA-templated transcription. The record is from RefSeq and is a predicted model, not a curated record. Gene Ontology annotation, cellular component: nucleus. Gene Ontology annotation, molecular function: DNA-binding transcription factor activity, RNA polymerase II-specific; zinc ion binding; RNA polymerase II cis-regulatory region sequence-specific DNA binding.
CCUUUCGUUGGCACGGCGCUAUUAGUUACUUCUGGUUAUCACACUUCUCCUGAAACUGAAAAACGAGAAUUUACCAAUGGAAAAGAAUGCAUUUGUUGAUGAGUAACUCUUCAUCAGCUUCGGGUGACAUGCUAAUGAAAUUUUUUUAUCGACAACUGUGAUGUGCCUCUGCCUCAUACUGCGGCUGCCUGUGAUGAUGUAGAUGUGUAGUUCGAGGACUUCAAGAUGCCAAUCUGCUCAGUUCCCUAUUGUUUUAAUGCUUCUUCGAAAGAUUCUCUUGUUUCUUUCCAUGAGUUCCCUCAUGAAACUCCACUGUUUUUGAACAAAUGGAUUGAAAAUAUUGGCAGACCUAACUGGCGUCCUGGGCUGAGGAGUGUCGUCUGUAGUGAUCAUUUUGAGAAAGGGGACUUUGAUCGAAAAGGUCGACUUCAUAUUGGAAGCUUUCCCUCCAAAUUUCCAGAGCCACCGACCCGCAAAAAGAAAAAGUCGGAGGAAGAUGGAGGGUCAAAUAAUGCACCCACCUCUAAUAAUGCAACUCCUUUGCAAGGAAAAACUCCUAUAGUACUCCUAACUCCAGUUGAUCACAAAGCAGCUCCCGCUGCAAACCAGAUUUUAAAAAAGAGGAGUACUACAUCUGUUGCUAAGAUAUCUCAAAAUGAAAGACCUGGCAUCAUCAUCGUGUCAUCUCACAAAAAAGAGACGGGCAGUACUAGCAGUGCGAAAAUGCUUCGAGCUGUAAAGGAUACAUCUUCUGCUGUCACAAUUGUAGAUCUAUCUGAUGAAAACGAAGGGCGUUCUCUUAAUGCUAAUGACAGGACUCGAGUAACAAAAGAAGUCUCUAAAAGUGUAGAUGAGGGUGUUCAAAAAGUUACACAUAAGGGUACAAGUGAUAAAUCUCCUGCUGGUAUUAAUAAGACAUCACCCUCAAACGCCUCCAAAGACCCUAAUAUUUUUAGGAAAAGGAAACUUCCAGAGACUGACCAAUCUGCCAAACAGAUAGCCUCUGUUUCAGCAAGCUUUUCCUUAUUGUCAUGCCGAAUCUGUGGAAUAACCAACAAAACAAAUAUUGACAUAUAUGGCGCCGAAGGAAAGUCUCAAGGAUUGGCAGAUAUGAUUAGCAAAUGUCUUCCCAUUGAGAGUUCAUCAGAUAAUUCAGUCAUCAUUUCUAAACCAGCACAAUCUCAAAUAGGUAGUGGAGGAAAUAGAAGAGUUUUGCUUUUAGAAAUGUCCUUAAAAGAAGGCAUACCUGUCAAAAGCAUGAUUCAUCAGGCUAUUCAGGAACUCAACUUACGUUUAAAGCCAAAGGAAUCAAGGGAAACUAAACCACAGGGCAAGAUUAUGUUCUUAGAUCUGCAAGGAGGCUCAGAUGCGUUUCCAGAGCAGAUGAAAAAAGCAAUCUCAAUGUUGUUUGCAAGUCCUGGAGGCGAAGCAAACCCUGCAGAGAAGAGAAAAGUUGGUCCAACAACUAUGUCUGAACAGCAGAAAAUGAAGAUCCCGAAAACAUCUACUAAUCAAGUUCCAUUGAUUAUCAGUUCUUCUAUGAUGGCCCCAAAUACAGUACAUGUGACUUCUGCUUCAGCCCAGUCUAAAGUGGCAGUCACUAAUACAGUUCCGUCAACACUGUCAUUUCAGAAUAUUGCGCCUAAGAAAGGUCUUGGAACUACUACAGGAAGCUCCAUGAAUUUAUCAACUCCAACCAGCUUACCACCUUUGAUCAUGAAGCCGUUUACUCCAAUUGCGCCCUCACCGGGCCCUAAUCAGAAUCUUAUUGUUCAGUCACAUCCUGCAUUAUCAGUUCCUCUAACCAUGAUAUCUUCAAAAUCUGUUCCGUCUUCUGCAGUAAGGAUAACCUUACCUCCAGGUGCAUUACCUUCCAGUUCUGUGCCACAUCUGGUGCGUCUCCCAAGCAACUUCAUUAAAGUCAAUCAAAAGCCAGAUCAAGAUAAUGUUCCAGUUGCCUUACCUCCAAAUGUUUCCUCAAGUGUGGCCUCUGAAGAUGAUGACCAUGUCUAUGAUGACCACUGUUAUGCUGAAGAACUACCUCAGUUAAGAAACCAAGAUAUUCCUUUGCCUUCAUUGGUGCCUAUCAAAGAAACCAAAUCUAAGGGUCCUAAGGAGACAAAGAUGCCUCAGAUUGAUAUAAGUCAACUAAAAGAUAAGAUGAUCACCAAAAUUAAUAAUAUGGGUAACCAGUUUAAAUUAGGUGACAAAAUAGUUGGGAUUGUGCUCCGAAACUCUGACAGCCGCGAGGAUAUUCACAAGAAAUUGCAAGCAACCUUCUCCAAAGGUACACCUCUGAAAGAUCAAGGAAAGCCAGUUGUGAAACCUAAAGAAAGAGCAAUUCUUCCUAAAGGAAGUUCAGUAAUUACUAUAGCGAGUGAAACAACAAUUCCAUCGGAAAUUUUAGAUGGAACAAGGAAAUUAAAAGAUCGUCCCAUGGAUGUACAUGCUACUGUUGACAGCCCAUCUACAUAUUUUGAUAGGCGCAAUGCUCGCAAGUUGUCUCUUAGUUUUAUGUGGAGAAAAAGUGGAUAUUUAGUAAGCUCAUACCAAAAGUUAUUUACCUGGCAGUUGGCUGACAGUCCUGACAUCCCUCAUGUGCUUACUUGCCGUGUAUGUAAAUUUGCUGCAAAAUCCAGAGCUGAUGUUGAAAGUCAUCUACAAGAACAUCCAGACCUACAAUGUUCAGUUUGCUGGAAAUACUUUUUAACUCCUGGAAAAGUUCUGGAGCACAUGAAUGUUAUUCAUAAUAUUACAACACCAUCUGAAACUUUGCGUAAAAAAUCCUGGGGUGUGACUUGGAGGCAAAAUAGCCUAAGAAGAACAGUUUUGAGGCAAUAUCAAUGCUCCCGGUGUGAAAGAAGAUUCAAAGCUAAAGAAAACUUGAAACGUCAUACUGCUGUUUGUAAAGAACGAACAUUAGCUGAGAAGGUUCAGGCUAUAAAUAAGGGAAGUCUGCUGAGUUGUGAAGUGUGCCACCGAAAUUUCAACACACAAGAAGAGUUGCAGGACCAUGUUAUUGUACACACCAAGAGAACUUCAUGGUUAUGUGACAUAUGUGGGUUAGUUCUAAAGUCAGCAUCCAAUUACAGAACCCAUAUUGCCCGUCAUGAUGAAUAUGCUGCAGAUUAUCAAUAUCAAUGUAACACGUGCAAAAAGCGUUUUAAACUUGAGCAUAGGUAUGAAGCACAUCUGAAAAAGCAUGAUAAUCGUCAGCAGUUUAUUUGUUCAUCCUGUGGAAAAGUUUUUAAUACUCUAAACGGCUUACGGCAACAUGAAGUGUUGCAUGGAGAACGAAAAUUGCAGUGUAAAUUUUGUCCCAGCCGCUUUCAUAGGAGAGAUCAUCUCCGUAUUCAUGAGGCAAGCCAUACUAAGUCAAAGUCUGGUGAGGGAACGGUUGACAAUUCACGCCGCUCAUUUACUUGUAGAUUCUGUGUAGCUAAAAGUAACAAGGUUGUCAAAUUUCCCAAUAUGAGAGAACUAAUGAGACAUUACAAUGAUGAUCAUGCUGAUGAAAGAGCUAAUGCACCUCAAGGGAAGAGGUUUGAAUGUGAUCGAUGCACCCGUUCAUUUGCAAAUUCAACACUGCUAAGACAUCACCACAUGUGGCAUGCUGGCAUACGUCCUUACUCUUGUAGUGUUUGUGGAGCAGGUUUCAUGAUCAAAGAAAGGAUGCGAAAUCAUGAAAUGACCCAUACUAAUGAACGCCCUUACAAGUGCCAAGUGUGUGGUAAAGGUUUCCGCAGCAGAAAUUGCCUAAAACAACACAAAGCAAUACACAUGGACCCCAAUGAUAUGUAUAAAUGCAAGUACUGUGAUAAAAGCUUCUCCCGUAUUGACAAUUUGAGAACUCACACUAGGGUGCACACUGGAGAGAAACCAUGGAGGUGCUUACAUUGUCAAAAGCAAUUCCGCCUCAGAUCUGAGUGUUCAAAACACAUCCAAAUUGCUCAUCAAAUUCCUGCAGAUGAAGUAUUUCAGUAUGUGGAAACAUUAACUGAGACUCAAGAAGAAACUAUUGAAUCAGAGUCAAAUUCAUCGACAUCAGUAAUAGAUGCAGCACUGGCAGGAAUCACCACUGUGCAGGACAUGGAAUUGUUGAUUGAACCAGGAGAUAUGGAGGAUUCUAUGUAAAGCGUCUCAAACUGAGUUUAUCAGUUAUCAUUUUCCUCUAUUUCUGUUUUUUUUAAUGAACUACUAAAUAGCUAGCUGGAAAUUUGUUUGUUUUACGUAUGUAAUUGAAUUUUAGAACAGACCACAGAAUGUCUUUCCCAGAACUGUCUGUAAACCUCUAAUUCUCUCAAUAAUUUUACCACCAAAGCCAGCAAACCCGGCGCGUCUGUAUAUAGUCUUAAUAAAUUGUUAUUUCAAACUGCUUA